GAGCACGGCCAGACGCCAGCCCCACCAGUGCCCAGGGGCUCGCCACCCGCCCUGCCCCCCGGGGGAUUUGGCGUGUGUCCCCCCGGAUGCCACCAGGACGCCCGCAGCGUUGCUGGGCUAGCUCAGAGCCCGGCCCUGCUCCCGAAGAGCUCUGCGGGCAGCCCUUGGCGUGAGCGGGCGUGCGGCCCUUUGCCCACGGUGAGAUGGCCUCCGCCACCCCGUGAGGGUCCAGACCCCCCGCUCGGGAUUCGCCGCCGCCCCGCCAUGCUGCUGGGCCCCUGGCUGGUGGCGGCAGCAGCGGUGGCGGCGGUAGCGGCGGCGGGCGCCGGGGCGGGCUGCCCGGUGCUGUGCACCUGCCGCGGGCAGGCGGUGGACUGCAGCGGGCAGAGGCUCUUCUCGGUGCCUCCCGAGCUGCCGCUGGACACCAGCAACCUCAGCCUGGCCCACAACCGUAUCGCCAGCAUCCCGCCGGGGUACCUGGCCUGCUACAGCCAGCUGCGCGCCCUCGACCUGCGCAACAACUCGCUGUCGGCGCUGCCGGCCGGGCUCUUCGCGGGUGCCCGCCGCCUGGCACACCUCGACCUCAGCCACAACAACUUCAGCCUGGUGCCGGCCGACAUGUUCCUGGAGGCCAGCGGGCUGCUGCGCCUCGACCUCAGCCACAACCCCGGCCUGCGCCGCCUGCACCCCCACGCCUUCCGCGGGCUGGCACAGCUGCGGGAGCUGGACCUCAGCUACGGGGGGCUCUCGGCCAUCAGCCUGGACACCCUGGAGGGGCUGCCGGGGCUGGUGGGCCUCCGCCUCGGGGGCAACCCCUGGGUGUGCGGCUGCGCCAUGGAGCCCCUCCUCAAGUGGCUGCGGGGACGCAUCCAGCGCUGCGCCUCGGAUCCGCAGCUGGCCGAGUGCCGGGCCCCCCCCGAGGUGGCGGGAGCCCCCCUGCUCUCCCUGACGGAUGAGAGCUUCCAGGCCUGCCACCUCACCCUGACGCUGGACGACUAUCUUUUCAUCGCCUUCGUCGGCUUCGUCGUCUCCAUCGCCUCGGUGGCCACCAACUUCCUGCUGGGCAUCACUGCCAACUGCUGCCACCGCUGGAGCAAGGCCAGUGAAGACGAGGACGUUUAGGCAACGACCGCCGUCAUCGCCCAUGUCCCUCUGCCCCAGUGGGGACCCCUGACUGUGCCUUGUCCUCGUCCCUUCCCGCCGAUCCCCAUGCUGGGGUGGCCCUUGUGACACCGGUCCAGCCGUGGCAGGGGACACUGGGGGACAGAUCCUCUUCCUUUUGCCGCACAACAAGGAAUUUUUACCCCACUCAGCA
Messenger RNA from Pogoniulus pusillus (Red-fronted tinkerbird), 1315 nucleotides. RefSeq names its product leucine rich repeat containing 55 (gene LRRC55). The record is from RefSeq and is a predicted model, not a curated record. Gene Ontology annotation, molecular function: voltage-gated potassium channel activity; transmembrane transporter binding; potassium channel activator activity. Gene Ontology annotation, cellular component: voltage-gated potassium channel complex. NCBI's taxonomy places the organism in Eukaryota, Metazoa, Chordata, Aves, Piciformes, Lybiidae.